UACUGCGUGCAGAUAAUACAAGCACAUGUAAUUUUCUUAAAACUGUCUGACCCUCUUCUUUAAAACAAUACGAAUACUUUUGUUUUACGUAUAUUUUGUUUUUUGUUUCUUUUACGUAUGUCCUGUAUAAAAUAUUUUUGCAUUAAGUACAAAAUAGUUCCAUGUGGUGAAUAUACCAAUAACUAUGGAACACAGUGUAUUUCGGGAUUACUGUAAGGCCGAAAAUAGCGAAGAUGAAGAAGUUAAUUGUGAUUUACAAUCGCGAUUAUAUGCCGAAGUCUAUUAUGCAUCAAAUAACUUGGAAAGUAUACAUACGAAAAAGAAUAUUAAAAUAGAAGCCCCUGUCAAAAAUGCAGAAUUAUAUAAAACUAAAAGUACUAGUAAAUCAUCUAACCCCAAUGAUAAUUCUACAAAGAACAAUAGUGGUAGAAAUCAAAGCAAAAUAUAUCAAACAAAAGAUUUAACAGAUAACUCAAUGUUAAUUGACAAGGAUGAUAAAUCCAAACUUAUAUCUUUGUGUGUUUCAAAUGAGAUUACGUUGAUACAAACAGAUGACAAAAGAAACUUAAACAUACCUUGCGUAGAAAAUUUACAACAUUCUCAAACAAGCAUAGAAUCUUCAAAAAGUAAUGAAUUGACAGCAUGUAACCAAUCAGAUAAUACCUAUAGCAAUCUGCAUCCACAUAAUGCCUAUAAUACAAGCAAAGAUAUUAUAAAACCAGAGACAGAAAUAGAAAAUAAAGAACACUUGAAAUCCAUGCAAAACUUAAAUUCUGAAUUAAAUACAUCUACAAAUCAAUCUGUUUGUGUAAAUUCUACAAAAAGUAAUGUUGACAAUAAUGUUGAAAAAAAUCAGGAACCUGUGCACACUAAACAAGACAUAAAUGACAAUCCUGAAAAUAUAUUAAAGAAAUACGAAUUCUCUAAGUUGUUUAUUAAUAAACUGUAUCUAGAAAAGUAUGAAAAUUUGACAAAACGAUUAGAACAAUUAGAAGAAGAACCAAUAGAACAACAGGAAAUAAAUGUUGAAGAAACCGAAGAAAAUCAACAACAAUUAGACACGCAUGUAAGCUCUGCUGAUCAAACGGAGAUAGACACUAGAUAUGACAUACUUUCAACAAAUGAAAAACUACAAAAAACAAGGACUAAUUCAGAUGAGGUGACAGUGCUAUGUUCGGACACAGAUAGUGAAUCUGAAGAAUCCAUAUUAGAAGUACCUAUUCCACCGAAACCACAACCACCUGUUAUACAGUUACCAGAUUCUGAUGAUGGUACAGAUAUGUCAGAUAGUAAUACAGAUGAGGAAUGUUUAUUUAUUAUUGAUAAUGUGGGUUCGAUAAAAAAAAAAGAAAAGAUAACUUAUAGAAGUGACAAAAGUUCAGAUACUAAUUUAGCAAGGACAACUACUAUUAAUGAUACGUCAAAAAGUGGUGUAACAGAAGACAUUAUGUUAAAUUGUACAGGGGUCCAAAAAAGUGUUUCAAGUAUAAAAGAAAUAAUAGAAAUGCGUAAGAAUGUUCAAAACGAAUUGGAACAAUGUUCUUCUAAAGAUAGAAAUAUUUUAAACGAAAAAGAGAAAUUCGUUAUAGUAAACGAAGUACGUUAUCAAAAUCCUAAUGCGAUCAACAAAUCAUUAUCGUCUGUUACUAAAAAGGAUAACGUAUCUGAAUCUCAAUUGUUAUUAGAAACUAGCAACAACAGCAAUGUUGUGUAUGAGAGAGACAAACAAAAAUCAGUCACUUUCGCGGAUGACGUUGUAGCGCCUUUUUGUAAUUCUAACGAAUUCAGUUCAAGUAGAAAAAGACGUUGCGAAAGCGAUGGUGAACAGUGUACGAACGCAAAACAAAUGAAAAGCACAGAAGGAAGUUCUAAUCAAAGUCAGAAUAAAAAUAAACAAAAAGAAGAAACGUGGGAAGAAUAUUUCUUUCGUCCCAUGUCUGACAAUCUUAAAACAUUUUAUAACAAACCACAGGGACAAGAAAACCUUGAUAUUUGGGAAAUUCAAAGUAAAAUGUCAAAAGAUCCAAGACUUUGGGCUAUUUUAGAUGAAGACCUGAUGCCUAACGUUUCAAAAAAACGAAGAUUUUGGAACAUCAAGUGUAAAAAGUGCCAAUGUGAAGGCCAUGCAGCGUAUAAUUGUCCACAGCCAUAUAAACCUCUUCGAUGUCAUAUGUGCGGUACACAAGGCCAUACAGAAACCCGAUGUCCGCAAAAGAUGUGCCUCACGUGUGGCAAAAAACAAGGAACAUUUAGAAAGACUUGUGAAUCUUGUCGUACGUUGUAUUGUAAUAUGUGCAAAGCUAUAGGUCACAAAUCUACCGAGUGUCCCGAUCUUUGGAGAAGGUUUCAUCAAACGACACGUAAUUCUGAAAUAAACGUACCGGAGAAUUUAUCUGAAAUUAUGAAACCCGCAGAUUUACUUUAUUGUUGUAAUUGCACGAAACGUGGACAUGAUUCUUCUACGUGUUAUGAAUAUCGAUGGUCGCAACAUUUUCCAACGCCAGCAUUUGUAUCGAAUUAUGGAAAUAGAACACAAUGUUCAGAUAUCGUGUUUGUAGAUACUAAUGAAGAUAUCAUACCAUUAAAUCGAAAGAAAUCAUGUGGUCGCCUUAAAAACGUAGUAUUCAACUCAGUGGUCACAAAUGAUGACUUCGAUGGUUGUUGUGUUUUAUAUUCGUUCGGUGCUUUUCAAUCAAAGAAACAAAAUGGUGAACAAAUUAUAAAGAAAGUUGCUCUCAAUAAUGUUACAGAGGUGGAAAAUUUUAUAAAAAAUCGUAUUUCUGUACCGGUUUUCGAGCAAUUGAUAAAAGCGGUUAAAUUUGAAUUCAAAAUAUUUUAUAAUCCGCAAAAAGUACUAAUGACACGAACUCGAUCGCUGAUGGGUGUUUCCCUGUACGUGAAUAAACUCUUUAAUUAUUGGCUAAAACUGAAAGACGACGAAAAGGAUAUAAAAAUAAAUACAAACCUUCCACGUAGUACAAAAAAAUUGGUGAAGUUGUUAGCAACAAAAUUACAACAGUUAGAUCAAAAUUUACAAGACCCUAAGAGUCUUUGUAGUCAGAUCGAUACGUUGAAAGCAACAAUGUUUGGUACGCAAGAUUCUUCCACACUGUCUAAAUUAUCGGAAAAACUGUUAGAGCUACAACAACAAUUAUUGUAUGUGUAUUAUACAAAACCAAAAACAAAGGUCGAAGUAAGUAAACUACGAAAAACUAUUCAAAAGUUAACGAAGAAAUCGAGCGAUUCGUCACCUCAAAAACUGCCAGAAGUGUCCAUACCACUGUAUGUGCAAAUUAUUGUUAUGUACAAUAAAGUAUUUAUACCUCGUUCAUUAACAGAUGAAGAACUAAACAAGCUUUUGCGUGACUAUUAUAAAGUAAAAAAAACGGGGAAAAAUAAAGGAAAAGAAAAUAAAGCAGAAAAGAGGUCGAGUCCUCAUGAAACUUUUGUACACACUUUACCAGGCUGUAGUAACUGGACAACUAAUAUAGAAGAUAAACAAACAAGUAAUACUAUACAUCAGCCAAAUGUUACUCAGAAAGAUAAAGAAACACCUACUGCUACAUCUACUGCUGUUACAUGUUUUUCGACGAGUAAUAGUAUACAACCCGAUCAUAACGUUGCCAGUUUUAAUAUAGAAAACGUUCGUACUGAAAGAUACAACCCGGACGGUAGUGUCGCUGAAUAUAAUCAUAUUUAUCCUAUAGAGGUCGUACAGUUACCGCGUAAUUAUAUGGUAUCAAGUAAUUAUAUAAUACCAAGUAAUGAACCAGUGGGAAAUCCUAUACAAAUCUUUCAGGAACCGAGUAUCUCGUUCGAACCGGUUCGAACCGAGCCGAAUUUCAUUCCUCUACCAAGUAAUUAUAUGAUACCAAGUAACGAACCAGUGGAAAAUCCUAUAACAAUCUUUAAGAAACCGAGUAUCUCGGUUCGAACCGAGUCGAAUUUAAUUUCUCUACCUCUUAAAAAAUCUACGUGUUCCAAGGAAAAAACAUCCAAGGAUAACGUAGAAAAACAUGUACAAAUAGUACAAAAUUCUAGCGAACCAAUAAACAAACCAAACACGCAACAAACGGUAGAUGCGGUUCAGUCCGCAACAAAUAUUACAAAGAAGAAGAAAAACAAAAAAGCAAAGAAAACAAAAUUGAGUUUGGAAUCUAAUUUGCAACUUGCAGAAAAUAAAGAAACAAGUGUUGAUGUAUUUAUAGAAAGUAAAGCUAAACAAACUAUUAUCGAAGCUCUUCAAUUCAAUUUACCAUAUAUGAAUAAAGCCGUGGAAGAAGUUGAGAAACGAAUAAACGACAAGACCAUUAAACAUGAGAAUAUCGAGAUGCUGCAAAGACUAAUAAAUCUAGAAAAAAGCCACCAGGAAUACGUGAGUUCAUUCUGUAAUUACUUACAAUAAACAUUUUUUUUUAA
Messenger RNA from Colletes gigas, 4419 nucleotides. RefSeq lists its product as uncharacterized. Gene Ontology annotation, molecular function: zinc ion binding; nucleic acid binding. The transcript has 5 exons. NCBI's taxonomy places the organism in Eukaryota, Metazoa, Arthropoda, Insecta, Hymenoptera, Colletidae. The record is from RefSeq and is a predicted model, not a curated record. Bases 185 to 4405 code for a protein of 1406 amino acids.